AUGGCCCCUACCCAGUUCACCCUCCCCAACCUCUACGCCAUGUGCCCUCUCGAGGGUUCGACGAGCGAACACUACGAGAAGGCCGCGGCCGAGUCCCGCGCGUGGGUCAACAACUACCACCUCUUCAAGGGCGCGAAGCUUGCGUUCUUCCUCCAAGGCAACAACGAGCUCCUCGUUUCACACACGUACCCGUACGCGCCGUUUGCGCAGUUCCGCACCUGCUGCGACUUCGUCAACCUCCUCUUCGUCGUCGACGAGGUUUCCGACGAACAGGACGGCAUCGGUGCCCGCGCCACUGGCGAGGUGUACCUCAACGCCAUGCGUCACCCUGACUGGAAUGACGGCUCCGUCCUGGCCAAGAUGACACUCGAGUUCAAGCAACGCCUGCUAGAGCACGCCGGCCCGAACUCCUACCGCCGUUUCCUUGUCCACUGCGCUGAUUACAUCAACGCCGUCGCCCGCGAAGCAGAGCUGCGCGAAGCUGGCGAGGUGCUCAGUCUCGCCGACUUCGAGCCUCUCCGCCGCGAGAACAGCGCAAUCCGCCUGUGCUUCGGCCUCUUCGAGACGUGCCUCGGGAUCGACCUCCCCGACUCCGUCUUCCAGGACCGUCAAUUCAUGACGCUCUACUGGGCUGCCGCCGACAUGGUCUGCUGGGCUAACGACGUGUACUCGUACAACAUGGAGCAGGCCCGCGGGCUCGCGGGGAACAACAUCGUGACCGUGCUCAUGCGCGAGCACGCCAUCGACCUGCAGGCCGCCUCGGACCGCAUCGGCGCGCACUUCGGCGCGCUCAUGGACACCUUCGUGCGCACGCGCGCCGCGCUCCGCUCGUUCGGCAGCCCCGCGCUCGACGCCGCCGUCGCGCGCUACGUCGAGGCCAUGGGCCACUGGAUCAUCGGCAACCUCGACUGGUCGUUCAUCUCCGCGCGCUACUUCGGCGCGGAGCUCCCGACGGUCCGCGCGACCGGCGUCGUCACGCUCAGCCCGCGCGUGCGGCUCGAUGAGGACUCGGACGUCAGCGACGACGCGGAGGAGGAGCAGGAGGACGCCAGCGCCGUCGCGCGGGAGCAGAUCAGGGCGUAA
Epithele typhae is the source of this 1083-nucleotide messenger RNA. Its product is annotated as terpenoid synthase. The transcript has 3 exons. Lineage: Eukaryota; Fungi; Basidiomycota; Agaricomycetes; Polyporales; Epitheliaceae. The record is from RefSeq and is a predicted model, not a curated record. The coding region runs from base 1 to 1083 and encodes 360 amino acids.